Molecule: messenger RNA, 558 nt
Organism: Sphaerulina musiva SO2202
Lineage: Eukaryota; Fungi; Ascomycota; Dothideomycetes; Mycosphaerellales; Mycosphaerellaceae
Exons: 2
Coding region: 1-558 (185 amino acids)
Source: RefSeq, a predicted model, not a curated record
AUGACCCCCCUCUACCCUCUCCUCGCCCCCCUCCUCCUCCUCACCCACCAAUCCCUCGCAGCCCCAAACGACCAACACCAACAACAACAACAACAACGACCUCCCCACGUCACCGCACGAGCCGUCCAAGCCGCGAGAAGAAAUUCAGCAAAAAUUACUUCCCCGCCGCUGCCUUUAUCGUUGUCAUCAUCUACAUCAUCUACAUCAUCUACAUCAUCACCACCAUCCUGCCCCACAACUCUCACAGUGGAAAAUCAACCCGGUUGUGGAGGAUGUACGACAACAGAAUACGCGACGACUUUGACGCAGAGUGUGGAUUGUGGAGGAGAUGGAGGAGAUGGAGAAAGAUGUGAGUCGUUGGUGACUUCGACGUUGUAUCAUCGGGCUUUUGGGAUUUGUCCUGUUUGUGUCGGAGGUGUCCAAACUACAUUUGAUGGCGCGGGGACUUCGACUGUGACUUCUUGUUUGGUGGGUACGACUUUAUCGUCGUCGGUUUCGACGUCGACGGCGACGUCGUCAACUCCGGAGUCUUAUAGUGCGAAUUCGAAGGGUAUUUGA